Molecule: messenger RNA, 1795 nt
Organism: Ficedula albicollis (Collared flycatcher)
Lineage: Eukaryota; Metazoa; Chordata; Aves; Passeriformes; Muscicapidae
Gene: WDR54
Product: WD repeat domain 54
Exons: 9
Biological process (GO): cilium assembly
Cellular component (GO): centriole; ciliary basal body
Molecular function (GO): protein binding
Source: RefSeq, a predicted model, not a curated record
CCCCGGCGGGAGCGGAGCCUGGCUCUGCGGAACAGCAGCUCCGCCCUGUACAACAACCUGGCCGUGCUGUGCCCUCCCGCCCGGCCCCCCGCCUUCGGGGCCGUGCACGGCACCAUCCUCAGCCUGCUGGGCAGCGAGGGGCCCCCCCGGCAGCUGCAGGCUCGGGGAGGGGGCUCGGCCCUCAGCACCCCCCUGCUCACACAGGCCGCGUGGUGCGAGCUCCCGGCGCGGGUGCUGCUGGUGCUCACAUCCCAGCGCGGGGUCCAGAUGUACGAGUCUGACGGCUCCACCAUGGUGUUCUGGCACGCACUGGACAUCCCAGAGCACCCAGCAGCACAUUCCGUGUUCGCCCGAGGCAUCGCCGCGGCCGGCGGCCGCUUCAUCUGCGUGGGAACGUCCUUUGGGGCUGUGCUGGUGUUUGACAUCCCCCCAAAAGGGACCAACGUGACGCUGAACGAGGUCCUGGAGCAGCACCGGGAUCCCAUCACCGACAUUGCAGCUGAGCAGGGCCAGGCCCCGGAUGGGGCUGGGGACCUGGUGACAGCCGAUGACUCGGGGACCCUCUGCCUCUGGAGCACCGGGGAGGAGUUCACCCUGCUCGGGCAGAUCCCGGGAUCUGGCUGCACCUGCUCCUCGGUGAGGCUGUGGAACGGGAUCGUGGCUGCGGGCUAUGGGGACGGGCAGAUCCGGCUGUGGGAAGCGGGGUCGGGGCGGAUCUGUGCCCAGGUGAGCGCCCACGCCCGCUGGAUCUACGCGCUGGACCUGGCACCGCUCACCGGCAAGCUGCUGUCGGGCGCAGAGGAUUCCUUUGUCCACGUCUGGAAGCUCAGCAGGAACCCGGACACUGAUGACAUCGAGAUCCAGCACUGCCACGCCGAGUGCGUGACGGACACGCAGGUUUGUGGCGCCCGGUUCUGUGACCCCGUUGGGGACACCUUCGCUGUCACCGGCUAUGACCUGAGCGAGAUCCUCUGCUACGGCCCCGCCUGAGCCGGGAGUAUCGGGAACACCGGGAAUAUCGGGAAUGCCGGGACGCUCCAGCGAGCACAGACCCCGCUCCAGCUCCGUGGGGAUGUGUGGGGGGAUUCCAGCCAGCAUCCCCCCCUGCCCAAAGCCCUCCUGAGAUCUGGGAGCUGCUCCGGCUCCACCAGCCCGAGGGGAUCCCCAGGACCCUCCCACCGGCUCCGGGACCCUCCCGUCGGCUCCCACCCUACCCGGAGGGCGGCGUGGCUGGGAACAGACCCGGAUCAGACGGGAGGAUCCCGGGAAACCUGUGCUACCUGCUGCUCCAGCCCGGACAGCCCCAGCCCAGCCCAGGGUGCAGCACCCGCCGGCCACGGCUGCUGGGGAGGGAAAAAAAGGGGGGAGGGAGGCCAGGGGAACGUGGGGGACCCCACAUCCCAACCCCCCACAGGAUCCCAAAUCCCCAGGGGAUGCUGCAGUCCCAUGGCCGCUGGCCAGAUGUUUGAGGCUCCAGCUGUGCUCUGGGGCAGGAAACAGCUGCAGCAGGACCCCAGGGACCUCCCCAGGUCCCCUCCAGCCCCCCUGACUGUCCCUGACCACCCCCAUGGGAGCUGAGGUGACCCCAGGCUCUGCUCCCAGGGCCCUGUGAGGCUGGGAGGGGAGAAUGGGGGGCCCAGCCUGGGACAGGAACCCCCCCAGCCCCCCCUGCCAUGCCGGGGAUCUGCCUCAUCCAUAAACGACCCCCCCACCCUGUAUGUCCCACUCGUGUCCCUCCAGUGUGUGGGUUCUUUCCCCACCCCCAUGUGCUCUGUACCCCCCACAAUAAAUUCAC